Messenger RNA from Morone saxatilis (striped sea-bass), 2983 nucleotides. It is a transcript of the gene mut, whose product is annotated as methylmalonyl CoA mutase. Gene Ontology annotation, cellular component: mitochondrion. The coding region runs from base 1 to 2265 and encodes 754 amino acids. The transcript has 12 exons. Gene Ontology annotation, molecular function: methylmalonyl-CoA mutase activity; metal ion binding; cobalamin binding. NCBI's taxonomy places the organism in Eukaryota, Metazoa, Chordata, Actinopteri, Moronidae. The record is from RefSeq and is a predicted model, not a curated record.
AUGCUGACUGCACAGAGGGCAUGUGCAGCGAUGGCUGCGCGGCACCUGCUUAGAGCUUCUGUCACCUCAGCGCACACACACCGCUGUCUGAUCCACACUUCCAUACCAUGUCAGGACCAGGCUGAGCUGCUUCCUGAAUGGGCCAGUCUGGCUAAGAAACAGCUGAAGGGAAAGAACCCGGAAGAUCUUAUCUGGCGCACGCCUGAGGGAAUCAACAUCAAGCCUGUGUACACCCAAGCAGACUCAGCUGGCAGAGCGGAUGAAUUGCCAGGGGUGUUUCCGUACACUAGGGGGCCCUAUCCCACCAUGUACACCUACAGACCUUGGACAAUCAGGCAGUAUGCUGGCUUUAGCACUGUGGAGGAGAGCAACAAGUUCUAUAAAGAUAACAUUAAAGCUGGACAGCAGGGUCUUUCCGUGGCUUUUGACCUCCCAACGCACCGCGGUUAUGACUCGGACAACCCCCGAGUCCACGGAGAUGUCGGCAUGGCUGGAGUCGCUAUAGACACAGUGGAAGACAUGAAGAUGCUCUUUGAUGAAAUCCCACUGGAGAAGAUGUCUGUUUCAAUGACAAUGAAUGGAGCCGUUAUCCCUGUGCUGGCCAUGUUUAUUGUGACUGGAGAGGAGCAGGGCGUAUCUAAGGCGAAACUAACUGGCACGAUUCAAAAUGAUAUUUUGAAGGAGUUUAUGGUACGCAACACCUAUAUUUUCCCCCCGGAACCUUCCAUGCACGCCAUUGCUGACAUCUUCGCUUAUACCUCCAAGCAUAUGCCCAAGUUCAACUCCAUAUCCAUCAGUGGCUACCAUCUUCAGGAAGCUGGAGCUGAUGCCAUCCUGGAAGUAGCCUACACCAUCGCUAAUGGCCUGGAGUACUGCCGCACUGGUCUGAAAGCAGGUUUAACCAUCGACGAGUUUGCCCCAAGGUUGUCAUUCUUCUGGGGUAUUGGGAUGAAUUUCUACAUGGAAAUUGCCAAGCUGAGGGCAGCCAGGAGGUUAUGGGCCACGCUCAUUAAAGAGAAUUUCCAGCCCAAGAAUGCCAAGUCUCUCCUCCUCCGCACACACUGCCAGACUUCAGGCUGGUCUCUCACUGAACAAGAUCCGUACAACAAUGUGAUCCGUACAGUGAUCGAGGGCAUGGCAGCCGUGUUCGGGGGGACCCAGUCACUCCACACCAACUCGUUCGAUGAAGCGCUGGGCUUGCCCACAGUGAAGAGCGCUCGCAUUGCCAGAAACACCCAGAUCAUCAUCCAGGAAGAGUCGGGCAUCCCCAAAGUCGCUGAUCCCUGGGGGGGGUCGCACAUGAUGGAGGCUCUCACGGAUGAUGUCUAUAACACAGCGCUGAAGUUCAUUAAAGAGAUUGAAGAGAUGGGAGGCAUGGCCAAAGCUGUGGCGGAGGGCAUCCCAAAACUUCGUAUUGAAGAAUGUGCUGCUCGCAGACAGGCCCGCAUCGACUCAGGGUCAGAGGUCAUUGUGGGUGUAAACAAGUACCGUCUGAAAAAAGAGGAGACUGUGGAGGUGCUGGCUAUAGAUAACACUGUUGUACGUGAGAAACAGAUUGAAAAACUGAAAAAGGUGAGGCAGAGCCGUGACCCCGAGGUAGCAAAGAAGUGCCUGGCAGCCAUUGAGGAGUGCGCCCGAACCAGGGAGGGCAACCUUUUAGCGCUGGCUGUGGAGGCAGCGCGAGCCAGAUGUUCAGUUGGUGAAAUAACUGAUGCCAUGAAGACGGUGUUUGGUGAACACAAGGCCAGCACGAGGAUGGUGAGCGGUGCUUACCGCAGCGAGUUCGGGGAGCAUGAAGAGAUUUCCUUGGCUCACAAUAGAGUUGCAGAUUUUAAGAACCACGAGGGCAGGAACCCUCGACUGCUGGUGGCAAAGAUGGGGCAGGAUGGUCACGACAGGGGUGCCAAAGUCAUCGCCACUGGGUUUGCUGACCUAGGCUUUGAUGUGGACAUCGGACCCCUGUUUCAGACUCCCCUUGAGGUUGCCCAGCAGGCGGUUGAUGCAGAUGUGCACUGUGUCGGGGUCAGCACGCUUGCUGCAGGACACAAGACCCUGGUCCCAGAGCUCAUCAAGGAACUACGGAAGCUCAACAGGCCAGAUAUCCUGGUCAUCUGUGGAGGCGUCAUCCCACCACAGGACUACGAGUUCCUGUACCAGAGCGGGGUGUGCGCCAUCUUCGGCCCGGGAACCAGGAUCCCACAAGCUGCAGUGGAGGUCAUUGACAACAUUGAGAAGAGCCUGGAAAACAUCCGCCAGGCUAUGUGAACUCUAAAACAUAAUAAUAAUAAUAAUAAUAAUAAAUCCAACUUUAAGAACUGUCUCUUUGUGCUGUAUCCACAACAAAGUCACAAGUGGGAGCUCUCUGUACAGAACCUCUGAUUUGUGAUGUCCUGUCACACAACAUGAUAAAAAGCCACAAUCUCAGUCCCAUCAUCACAAUGCAUGUACAGCACUCAGAAUGAUUAAAAACCUGUUGGGGUGUCGUGAUUGUAUUAACAUUGCAUUCUGUGUAUAUUAAAUUUGAAGUGAAUUGCUAAUAAUAUCCUCACAGUUUGCCUCAAUAUUUAUGACAUUAGACUACAUAAAUACUUUUACCAACACCGGAACAAUAAAUCAUACACUACAUUUAAUCAAAUUGGGAUAAGAUAAACAAACAUAAUACAGUAUCGUGAUCAAAACUUUGGCCUGAUUUUUUUUAUUUAUUUUUUCCAUCCAAGAUAUAACAUUGCAGCACAGCACUAUAAGCCUACUUGGACUAUAAUGCUUUUAUUGUGAAAUUUGUGUGUACUUUUCAGUUACCUAGCGGGGUGUGGUAGGUGCCAGUACUGUGGAGAUAGAUUCACAUUAAACCUCUAACGAACUACUACUAUUUUUCAUUUAACCAACUCCUGUUCGAAAUAUGACAUUGUUGGAAAUUGUAUUUUUCUACUUGUAAUACCGAAUCAGAUUUUCUCUUCUAAAUAAAGGAUGUGAACUUUGGAAA